AUGGCAGGGCUACUUAGGAAUUUGAUCGGUGGCAAGGAACAAGAACUCUUAGACGCUGCAAAAUACGGGAAAGUAGAUGUGAUUGAGAAAUUGGUGUACAAGACUUCAAGAGGUAAACAAGCAACAUCGUUUGCCGGAAUCAGUUGGCCGGUCAAGUCUUCCACCAAUGUAAACUGUGUGGAUAGUAAUGGGUACACUCCCUUACACCUGGCUGUCCUCCAUGGACACAAGACUACAGUUGAGAUGCUGCUGUCAGCGGAGGCCGCACCCAGCCAACAAGAUAACACUGGCUGUACCACCCUACAUCUGGCUGCCUGGAAAGGUUAUCCUGAAAUCUGUGAGCUUCUGGCUAAUGAGGAAGUCCCGAUCAACAUGCAGGACAGUAAUGGUGACACCGCUCUUCAUUAUGCUGCUCAGUAUGGGUAUGAUACUGUGGUGGAUGUCCUAAUACAGCACAACGCAGAUCCAGCCUUCCGUAACCUAAAACAGGAGUCAGCUCUUGACCUCGCCUCACAAUAUGGCCAUGUAGAGGUGGUCAGUCUCCUGGUAGAGAAAUUCCCUUACUUGUCCCAACGACUCAUUCCAAACAGGUCACCUCUGCAUUUGGCCGCAGCUUGUGGCCAUAGAAAAAUUGUGGAAAUUCUGUUAGAUGCUGGUUUUGAUAUCAACACAAAGACUGAUAACGGGACUGCUCUCCAUGUGGCUGUGAUGUAUUUCAAACCUGAAAUUGUCUCUGUUCUAUUAGAGAGAGGUACUGACUUGAUGGGCGUCGACAGGAAUGGUCACACAGCACAGGACAUUGCCGCCCAGAGUGGGGGAAAUACCUCCAAAGUCAGCCUCGUCAUUCAAGAGUACAUCCAGAAAUUGCAGGACCUCCAGAAAGCCAUGACACAGGAAGUGGGCUAUGUACGUGUGGAUGAAAUAGACCAGAAGGGUUCCUCCCCUUCCCCUGAAGAGGAACAGCCAUCUCUAGAAGAGGAACACCUGUCAUCGAAAGAGGGAGGCCCAUCACCUCGUCCCCGUAUACCACGCAGCACUAACAGUUCCGAGAUUGAGGACUUGUACUCGAAACCCAGCAAACGUGAUCCCUCACGGACCAAAAAGAUGGAAGAACCUGAGACAGACCUUGGAAAUGAAUUAUCUCCCCCUCCCAUUCCAGCCCGAACUGCAUCUUUACUGGACGAAAUGGUCAAACAUUUACCCUCUAUUGCUGGACUAGUUAAGGACACCCCACCCCCACCAGCUCCCUUCCAUCCCGCUUCUCAUCAGACCAUGAUGACACCACCUAAAACCACUCUGCCUGAGUGGCAAAGAGAUAUACCUCCUCGUCCUUCUUGGGAAAAUGUGCGUCCCCCUGCAGCUAAACCGCGACAUAAUUCUGGCGGAGACAAAAAGUCUGUCAUAAGAGAGCGACGACCCUCAGAUGGAAAUUAUCCUUACUUCAAUGUCAGUGAGGUCGGUGGCCCAAAGAGGGAUUACAUUAAUAUAGGUGAAGUUAGCAGUCUUGAUGAGCUUGCCCCACCACGAGCUUGUCCAGGGGAAUCCUCCACUGUGCAUGUUUCAGUUGGUUCCUUAUCAGGAAGUGGAGAAAAUUUGUCUGCAACCUCCAAGUCAAUGAGAAAGACUCCACCGCAGAAACCAAAAAGAUCCAAACCACCAACGUCUUCUAGUCCUGGUUCUAAGCAUAGUCCUCAAGGCCAUCAAAAUAGAUCGCCUGGUCCACCACGACAAGAUAUUCCACCUAUUCCAGGAAACGAGGAGCCCAUCAUGGAUUAUCUCCCCUUAAAGAAACCACAGGAGAAUAAAACAAUGUCUGAUGCUAAAAAAGAGCAGUUGGAGGAUUACAUGAAAAUGAUGAAUAUUAAGAAAGAAAAAUUAUGUGAUAAGGAAGCACCAAGUGAGGACUAUAUGAAAAUGUCAAGUGUUGGCAAAGAGAAAAAUGAAUUAACAGACAGUGGGAUAGGCUGUUCGAAAAUAAAUGAAUUGAAGUCCGGUGAAAAGACAGACUAUGUUAGAAUGAGUGAUGUUAAAGAGGAUGAGGAUGAUGCUUACAAGGAUAUGUACAAGAUCCUUAAUCUUAACCGUGACAGAGUUUUAUCAGCAAGUGAGAGCAGGUCAUCGAAAUCUAACAGCUCCAAUAUUACUGAAACCAAUCUGGAUAGGAACAGGAAUGAUUCGUCAGCGUCGUCUUCAUCCUCCGAAGAUCUUUUAUCUAGUGACUCUUCUGGAGAGUUAUAUAUAAACCGUCCGUCACCAAUGGACGUGGAAGUUUUUACCAGUAGUCAUACCGGUAGUAAGAAAGUUGUACUUGAGAAUAUUCCAGAUAUACCUAUUCCACGUCGACCAAUUAAGCAACCAAAGACUUUGCCGGAGCAACCUCCAGACUUACCUGUAAAAACUCGAGCCUCACAACGGCAAAGCUCCAAAAAGGAUCAUUCCAAUUCUGAGAAAAAGAGGAGAAGUUGUUAUGAUAAUGUUAAGACUGAAGAAACAGUUGUGACAACAGAUAGUAAGGGAGAUAACUCUAACUGUGAUCAAAGUUUCUGUGAUAAAAACAAAGAAAGCGUUGUGAUAGAGAAGACUUUAAGUGACAUUGUUGAGUCCAGACUUUCUGAUGAGUUGUUACCAGAUAGUAAACGUCUGUCUAAUGGUGUUCAUCAUGUGGAAGAUCAACAUGAAAUCAAACAUUUGGGAGAAGGAAAGUUAACUAAACCUCCUUCUCUGGAGUUUGAGAAAAAGAGGUUGAAACGUGAGGAGAUACCCCUCACUCCCACUGGCUACCCACAACCAGCCACGCCCGACUUCCCACCACCCUCACCCAACACUGCCAUGCAGGGCAUACAGGAGAAAAUGGCUGGCAUUGAUAGUAAGCGGUCUUCUCGUGACAUGGAAACCAUUACAGAAACCGUGUACCUCCGAGAUCCAACUGAACAGCCAUCAUCUGCAGUAAACAUUCCAAAAGCAGACACCACUUCUGGUGCAAAUGACAUUCCAAUUGUGGACGAUGUGUCAUCUAUUUCCUCAUCUGGUGAUGAUGUAAAUCUUAAGAAAGUUGAUGAAGGUUUACCGAGCGGGCCAUCAGGAGACCACACGGAAUUCCAUGCUUCACCAGUGGUAAUGAGGCGGAGUAGACAUUCCAAGAUACAACCUCCAGAGGGCGCUGCCGAGAUGAGACGUAGUACAGGAAGUGCCAGCAGCAGCAGUCAAGAGGAUCUGGUUCGGGAAGACGAGCUCGGACCACUUGCAGGUCUUCUUAGAGGAUCAGUAGUUGGUCGGCCUCGUCGGGUUGUGUCACAAAUCUGGGACAAUGUCAAACACCGAAAGUAUCUACGCGCAAAGAAGAGGCAGUCACUUCCGAUGACAGGAUUGAUGCCGUUUGACCCUCUCAUGGAGAAAGAAGAAGACGUGGACAAAAAGAUGAUUGACAGUAUUUCAGGCACUCGGGUACCCAUGACUGCAGAGACAGAACCCGAUGCCAACCACUUCGACGACACCGCCGAUUGGGCCCAGAUACAGAUUACCCUAGACUCUGUAGGGGUGGGAAUGGCUCGAGAAUCGGUCUUUGUGAAGGAAUUCUUGAACACUUUUACUGAACACUUCACCUCGCAAGGCACCUCGAAAGUAAAAUGUGUUGGUGAUUGGCUUGAAGAGCUUAAUCUAGGCCAAUAUGAAAAUACCUUAGUUGCCAACGGUUAUGACAACACAGAUUUUCUGGGUGGUAAACUGCUAGAGGACCAAGAUUUAGAACACAUAGGAAUUAAAAAUAGUGAACACCGGAAACAGAUCCUUGAUGCAGCACGACUUCUUCCAGAGAUCAAACCCAUAGACACUGACAAUCCUCCUGCCACAGUGGAACAAUGGCUGGAAAGUUUGAGUCUCGAAACAUAUUUUGAUUCCUUCAAGUCGCAUGAUAAGGACACGAUGGAGAGAGUGUUAAAGUUGUGGGAGGUUGAGCUACAAACUGUGUUAGACAUAUCAGCCAUCGGUCAUCGCAAGAGGAUCCUGGCGUCAUUAGGAGAACGCCAGGCACCAGAAAGGCAGUACCCCUCGUUGAAAAAGCGGUUAGAUCCACAACCGUCAGAAUCAGAUUCAUCUAGUCAACGGUUCAAUGUGAACCUGUACAAAGAUUACACAGGCGUCAAGCCUCUCACCUCCUCUGAAGAGGAUGUCAAGGAGUCUUCCCAGAAUGCAUUUCCUCCUGUUGAUAGCAGUGAGGAUGAAGAUGUCUUCCGGUCAGAAAAGGGUAUAAGUAUCAGGGAUGACAGUAUCCACUUGCGACCGCCCCACCAAGCCACGAUCACUAGUCCCAUCAAGGAGUGGCGACACCCACCAGUUAUGCUCAUCAAGGGAUAUUGUAAUUAUAUAGCCCAGUAUUUGGGAUCAACACUGGUAAAGGAGUUAUCUGGCCCCAAUUCCACAAUAGAAGGCAUAUCCAAACUUAAGCAAAAAUUUCGAAGAAAACUUGAGAAAUCUGCCGAUGUCAUCGCAAAAAUUCCUAUCAUCAAGUUGGCUAUUUCUUUCCGAGGCGUAAAAUUUAUAGAUGCCAAGUCUGAGAGAGUGAUAUGUGACCAUGAGAUUGGGAAUAUUUUCUGCGCUUGCCAGGAUGCUGAUAGCAUGAACUUCUUUGCUUACAUUACACGGGACAACGACAACCACUACUGUCAUGUCUUCAGUGUCAAGGAUGCUAGUCUUGCUCGAGAAAUUAUCCUGACCUUGGGAGAAGCCUUCGAGGUUGCUUACCAAAUGGCAUUGAAGGAAAAGGCACAAGCAGGUGCACUGGAGUUUGAUCGACAGAUGAGCCAGAGUGAUGUUGAGCCUGAUUCUAUCAGCAUCUCAUCCAAGGCUUCCAUUAGCACUGUCUGAAAAAAAGGGAGUAGGCGUUGAUGUGGGAGGUGCCACAUGAUUGAAACCCUAAAAUGGUUGACGCAAUGAUGCCCACAGGUGGCCUGCACUGUCACCAGGAUUGGUCACCAAGUAUGCUGGAAUCUGCUGACCAUUGUCCUCAUAUGAUGACCACUAAGCAUUCAUUUGUAGGUGGUGACCACACACUGUGAUGACCAAUUUUGCAUCCACCAUGGGUAUCGACUGAAGUUGGACUAGUCAUGUAUUAUUACAGAAUAUUGAUAAAACUGACCCUGGUUGGACUUAUAUAGUGUCAAGCUGUCAGGAAGAUUUACUUGGGUUGUCCUCUUACUAUUAUGGACAGUAGUCAUAAGUCCAGUGAUAGGGAAAUGUUGGGUGAAACUAGAG
This is a messenger RNA of Ylistrum balloti, 5250 nucleotides long. RefSeq lists its product as uncharacterized. The transcript has 27 exons. Gene Ontology annotation, molecular function: protein binding. Lineage: Eukaryota; Metazoa; Mollusca; Bivalvia; Pectinida; Pectinidae. The coding region runs from base 1 to 4863 and encodes 1620 amino acids. The record is from RefSeq and is a predicted model, not a curated record. Gene Ontology annotation, cellular component: cytosol.